Photinus pyralis (common eastern firefly) is the source of this 2388-nucleotide messenger RNA. Its product is annotated as digestive organ expansion factor homolog. The transcript has 5 exons. Bases 111 to 2339 code for a protein of 742 amino acids. NCBI's taxonomy places the organism in Eukaryota, Metazoa, Arthropoda, Insecta, Coleoptera, Lampyridae. Gene Ontology annotation, molecular function: rRNA binding; U3 snoRNA binding. Gene Ontology annotation, cellular component: small-subunit processome; nucleolus. The record is from RefSeq and is a predicted model, not a curated record. Gene Ontology annotation, biological process: maturation of SSU-rRNA from tricistronic rRNA transcript (SSU-rRNA, 5.8S rRNA, LSU-rRNA).
CACGUCACUAUUUUUAGGUUAUGUUUGAUUUUAAAAAUGCAUAAAUACCAAAAUAAUUAUAUAUGAAUUUAAAUUAUGUACGUGUUAUGAUAUUUUGAGAAUAUUUAAAAAUGCCACAAGGUAAAAAACGUACAAUCAAAGGAAAGCAGCACCACAGGCCUAAUAAGAGGGUAAAAGGCAAAAAGACAGUUAAAAAAUCUUUUAAUAUAAACAAAAAAUUCCAUCACAAUCGAGGGGGUACUACAGGUAAAGUUAGUGACAAAAACGAACCCAGCAAUCAACAGCCCUUAAGUGAAGAGAAAGAAAGAGAGGAUCAAGAAGAUGAGGUUGAAAGUUCGGAAGAAGAGAAUGACAUGGAACAGUUGUUACAAACGUUUGAUUCUAAAGCAAUUUCUAAGAAAUCGUUAGCCAUUGACAGCAGCGAAGAUAGCAUGAGUGACGACGAUGUAGUCGCUGAUGAAACUUGCAGUGAAAGUGAAGAAAAAGAUGUGGAAGAUGUCACAAUAAGCCGAGAUCUCAUCGAGAAGGAUGAAAUCGAUUUAGAAAAUCAAAAAGAGGAUGACAACUUGCAAGAUCCAUUUGCGAGGCAUUUAUUUUACGAAUUAAGUGAAAGUUUGUUAAAUACCGUUCAGAGUUCACCAGUUUCGGUUGAUACUCAUGUAUUGGAAUGGCCACAACUUGGAAAAUUGCAGGUGCAAAUACCACAGGAUCACCAAAAUAAUGCGACUGUAGUCAAUUGUGGUGUAAUUGAGAAAAAAAUGUGUGCAGCUUCGGGUGGGAUACCCCUAAAUAUACCUAUCAGUAAAUGUAAAUUAGAGAGUAUGCACAUUAAAUUGCAGUUGAUUGAAAAUUUAGCUAAAGCUAAUAAGAGUCGUAUACCUAACGAAGAAUUUCCUUUUUCUCCUUUACAAGCGGAAAUCUUUUCUGUGGUUAAUAACUAUCAGGAUUUCUACUACCCUCAUCGAACUUUCGAGAAUGCAGAGGAAAUUCGAUUUAUUUACUGUUUGCAUAUAAUAAAUCACAUUUUAAAAACAAGGACGAAAGUGUUACACCACAAUGCCCGCUUGGCCAAGAAGGAGGAUGUUCCUGAAGAAUUUCGAGAUCAAGGACUAGUACGUCCAAAGAUACUGGUGGUUGUUCCUUUUCGUGAUUCCGCAUAUAAAAUCGUUUCCUAUAUAAUAGACCUUUUAAUCACAGAAGAUAAGGGUAAUGUAUUAAACAAAAAUAGAUUCAUUGAGGAAUUUACGGGUCACGAGCUUACAAUGCCCAAGAAAAAUCCCAAACCCGAGGAUUACGAGAAGUUGUUUACUGGUAACACAGGCGAUGACUUUCGAAUAGGAAUUACUGUAACAAAAAAGAGUUUGAAGUUGUUUGCCAACUUUUACUCCUCGGAUAUACUUAUUGCUUCUCCCUUGGGAUUACGAACAAUUAUAGGUGCUGAAGGCGAAGCGGAAAGAGACUUUGAUUUUUUGGCCUCGAUCGAACUACUAAUCAUGGACCAAACGGAAAUUUUUCUGAUGCAAAAUUGGGACCAUAUCUUUCACUUAUUUAAUCACUUGCACCUUCAACCAAAGGAAUCGCACGGCACCGACUUUUCACGUGUGCGAACUUGGAGUUUAAAUGGAUGGGCCAAAUAUUACAGGCAAACAGUAAUCAUAGCCUCGAUUGUGUUGCCCGAAAUAAACACCAUUUUUAAUAAGAAAUGUUUCAAUUACGCCGGUAAAGUUAGAUGUAUUAAAAGUGUAAGCGUCGGAUCAAUUUGUCAGGUAUUUAAUCAACUGCCGCACGUUUUUCAAAAAUUCAAUGCGGAUAGUGUUGCACAAUCGAUGGAGGCCCGUUUUACCUUUUUUAUUAAUAAAAUAAUACCGCAUCAACGAGAGCCUUUAAUGAAGCAAACCUUCAUAUACAUUUCGAAUUAUUUCGAAUUUGUUAAGAUUAGGAAUUAUUUUAAGAGGGAGGAUAUCAGCUUUGUGCAAGUGUGUGAGUAUUCAAAGGAAGGAAAAGUAGCGAGAGCUCGAGAUAUGUUCUUUCAUGGAGAUGCUCAUUUUAUGUUGUAUACUGAAAGAUACCACUUUUUUAAUAGGGUGAGGGUGAAAGGUAUAAGGCAUCUUGUAUUUUAUCAGCCACCUACAUUCCCUAAUUUUUAUUACGAAAUGUGCAAUUUAAUGCAGGAAGCUAAUAUGAAUUCAAAAAUUGGUAGUAAUUCGAAUAUGACUGUGACAAUUUUAUACUCAAAAUAUGACCACAAUCAAAUAGCAGAAAUUGUUGGAACCGAGAGAGGUCUUAAAAUGAUACAGUCAGAUAGGAACGUUCACAUGCUUGUUACUGAUGGAAAAUGAAAUUUUGAUACCUAAUUGUUUCUUGAAUAAAGAAUUGUUUUUAUUUUUA